This is a messenger RNA of Gopherus flavomarginatus (Mexican gopher tortoise), 8061 nucleotides long. It is a transcript of the gene RUBCN, whose product is annotated as rubicon autophagy regulator. The transcript has 23 exons. The record is from RefSeq and is a predicted model, not a curated record. Gene Ontology annotation, molecular function: phosphatidylinositol phosphate binding. The coding region runs from base 84 to 3176 and encodes 1030 amino acids. Gene Ontology annotation, cellular component: late endosome; early endosome. Gene Ontology annotation, biological process: negative regulation of endocytosis; negative regulation of autophagosome maturation. Lineage: Eukaryota; Metazoa; Chordata; Testudines; Testudinidae.
GGCCCGGUGCGGCGCGGAGGAUGGAGGCGGCAGGCAGGGGCCGCCCGUGCUGAGACAGGCGGGCCGCGCGUGCCCCGGCAGGCAUGGAAAUCGGGCGCUGCGGGGAGCAGGAGGCGAGCAGAAAGGAGCAUUGGAAACUACUGGGCAAUUUGAAGACCACUGUAGAGGGAUUGGUGUCCAGCAACAACCCGAACGUCUGGUCUAAGUAUGGCGGCUUGAAGCGGCUGUGCAGGGAUAUGCACAGCAUCCUCUAUCACGGGCUUAUCCACGAUAAGGUGUACUGCAGGCAGAAGGAUUACUGGCAGUUUGUGAAAGACAUCCGCCGACUGAGCCCGCGCUCUGCUCAUCACGUGGAGAAGUUCAUCAGCCUGCACGAGAAUGGGCAGCCAAGUGCAGAUGGCGUAGGUGAUCAAGCCAUAGCGGAGCUGUGGCUACAGCACAGUCUGCAGUUCCACUGCCUCUCCGCACAGCUGAAGCCACUGCUUGAGAACAGACAGUACAUCAGGAAAUUCUACACAGAUGCUGCCUUCCUGCUCAGUGACGCCCACGUCACAGCCAUGUUACAGUGCCUGGAGGCCGUGGAGCAGAACAACCCCAGACUUCUGGCUCAGAUUGACACGUCCAUGUUUCUCAGAAGGAGUGAGGCCCCACUGCCUGUGACGAAGAGUCAAAGCCUGACAGCCCUCCCUGGUUCUGUAUGUAUCCCUCCUAUGGACUACACACAGCACAGGUACUUUGGAUCCUUCUCCAGUCUGCACCAACCAGCCUCCACCAGCAUGUCAGACAGGAGACUAGCAAGCUCCUCCGUGAGCAGCAGCACAAGCCAGCCUCUGGAAAAUGCCCUGUACAAUGUAUCCCUCUUGCUGCCUGAGGACAGAUCCCUUCUGGGCCAAACUGGCCUCCCCCGGCUCAGUGCUUCCUCUCCCAGAGACGACGACUCUUCAGUCAGCGAGAUGAGCACCAGCACUGUGACCAGCCAGAGCGAGGACCCCUGGGCGGGUAGCCAGGAUGACACCCAGAGCGAUGCCAAUGACGGGCCGGAGUAUCUGGCCAUUGGGAACCUGGGGCGGCGGGGCCGGGCCUGUAGCAACCAGAGCAGCGCCAGCAGUAGCACCACCAACAGCAACAAGAGCAGCAGUUCCAACCUGUUCUCAUCCAGCAGCUCCCAGAAGCCAGAGUCCAUCUCCUCCUUGGAAGACCAGGGUGCGAGCGGCGGCAGCCGGGGGAUGAGCCUCUUGCGCAGGUCCAGCUUUUCGGAGGGGCAGACAUCAACCCCCCAAGGGAUCCUUAAGAGAAGCCAUGCACGCUCGCACUCUGAUACCAACGUGGCCUCUGGGAAAACUCCUGGAGGUCUCAGGGAUAUCACCAUUAUAAUAGAAGAUCCAGUGGCAGAAUCCCAGGGUGAUGCCUUGAGGGUGCCGGGUCAUGUCUCCAGCUCCACCCAGAGCAGCGAAGUGAGCACGCCCAGCUCCCUCUACAUGGAAUACGAUGCUGGCCAGUACCUGAGUUCGGGGGAAGGGAUGUUCCGAAGACCCUCGGAAGGACAGUCCCUGAUCAGUUACCUGUCUGAGCAGGACUUCGGCAGCUGUGCAGACCUGGAGAAGGAAAAUGCUCACUUCAGCAUCUCUGAAUCGCUGAUUGCCGCCAUCGAGCUGAUGAAAUGCAACGUGAUGAACCGGCAGCUGGAGGAGGAGGAAGAAGAGAGUGACAAGGAGAUCCAGGAGCUCAAGCAGAAGAUUCGCAUCCGGCGCCAGCAAAUCCGCACCAAACACGUGCUCCCUGCCUACCGGGAGGUGGGCUCCGACAGCUUUGUGGCUACAGACAGUGAGUCCCAGUUCAGCUCCCGUGACUCCAUGUGGCUGUCUGACUCGGGCUCAGCAGAGGAUGUGGAGGAGUAUGAGAUAAGAGAUGGUAACGAUGGAUCUAACCUGAUUCAAAUGUCCAAGAACGGCCUGUCAGUGUCAAUGGCUUCCUUGUUUUCAGAUGCGGACAUCAAGCGGGAUGCAGCGUCUAGCAGGAAGUCUUUCCUCUCCUCGGAAUCCAUAUCCCACUCCUUCCUCCAUUCGAACUCAGCGGAGGCCGUGGCCAUGGGCCUGCUGAAGCAGUUUGAAGGGAUGCAGCUCCCAGCCGCUUCUGAACUGGACUGGCUAGUCCCAGAGCAGGAUGCCCCUCAGAAGGGCCUGAGACGGUCUCUCAGAAAGCUCUUUAAGCGUCCCCAGUGGUAUAAGAAAAGGCAGCUCUCCAAAAAGCUCCGGCGGCUCCUGCCAAUUCCGGACUCACUGCCCAUCUCGCCCGAUGACGGAGAGCACGCCGACAUCUACAAGCUCCGAAUCCGGGUCCGCGGGAACCUGGAGUGGGCCCCCCCUCGGCCACAGAUCAUCUUCAACAUUCACCCAGCCCCAACGAGGAAGGUGGCAGUAGCCAAGCAGAAUUACCGGUGCGCAGGCUGCGGCAUCCGGACAGACCCCGAUUACAUCAAACGGCUGCGGUACUGCGAGUACCUGGGCAAGUAUUUCUGCCAGUGCUGCCAUGAGAACACCCAGAUGGUCAUUCCCAGCCGGAUCCUGCGUAAGUGGGACUUCAGCAAGUACUACGUCAGCAACUUCUCCAGGGACCUGCUGAGCAAGAUCUGGAGCGACCCGCUCUUCAGUGUGCAGGACCUCAACGCCGCUCUGUACCGGAAGGUGAAGGCGCUGAAUCAAGUCAGGCUGUUGAGAAUCCAGCUGUUUCACUUGAAGAACAUGUUUAAGACCUGCCGACUAGCUAAAGAGCUCCUGGAUUCCUUCGACACAGUGCCAGGUCAUUUGACGGAGGAUCUCCACCUCUACUCCUUAAAUGACCUGAAUGCCACUAAGAAGGGGGAGCUGGUUCCCCGCCUGAUGGAGCUCAUAAAGGCAGGUACCCUGCACAUUGAGAGAUGCAUGCUGUGCCAAGCCAAAGGCUUCAUCUGUGAGUUCUGUCAAAAGGAGGAGGACAUCAUCUUCCCCUUCGAACUGAACAAGUGCAGGAUGUGUGAAGAGUGCAAGGCCUGCUACCACAAGUCCUGCUUCAAAUCGGGCUGCUGCCCCCGGUGCGAGCGCCUGCACGCCAGGAGAGAGCUGCUGGCCAAGCAGAGCCUGGAGUCCUACAUCUCUGACUAUGAGGAGGAGCUGCCAGAGGCAGUGGCCGCGACAUGAGUGGGGUGACGGAGGGGAAAGAGGAGACCAGCGGAUGUAUUUGUGUGCGUGGCCUUCGUCACCAGAGACUAAACGAGGGACUAACCUGACUCUUUCACAUUAAAGGAGCCUGUGGGAGGGCUGAAUCGUGGAGAUCUCGGAGCAGCAUGACGGGAUCUGCUUGGUUUGCUUCAAGAGAGCCGGUUUCUGUGCACUCUACACGGUGGUGUUGAGGACGGCCCACUCCGGACACUAAUUCUUGCAGUCGUGACCCUGCCGAGGUGGACACGCCGCUGUCUUUGUGCAGGGUCCGGCGGCGAGUCCUGUCUGUGCCACUCUCCGAGCGCAAUGAGCAUUCAUAUGCCUGUGUGCUCCCCCUGGCCCCUUAGGGAGGAGCUCAGCCAGAUGCUGUGUUAGCCAGGAGCUGCGCUGUCCUCCCUGAAGCAGGCUCUUGGGGAGCUUCCACUAGGUAGGAGGUGAAAGCUCCUGGCUAGCUCAGCUCUCCAGGGGGGAGUAACUGGAGUCCUGCUGCUGCCUAGGCUGGCUGCCUUGGGGCAAAAGAGAAGGGGCUUUUGCCAAGUUCUCUGCCUAUAACACGCCAUAUCCUUUGCUGCUGACGUGAUCUUUUUAACUGGCCCUUCUUCAGAACUGAUAUGACUUGAUUUGGGGGCUGGGGGAAGAAGCAGCAACAAACAGCGCCUUGUCCUCUGUCUGGCGGGAGCCAUCACGAACUGCGGAUACCCUCUGGGCUGGCAGAUCAGGCUAGAGCAUGUGGACUGUAUGUGACAAAGGAAUUGAUCUGAUUUUUCCCUUAGACCCGGCCCUGCUUUAGCUGCAUGCAGGCUCGGGGAGAGAUCUGUGCGAGUAGCUGUCGGGAGCAGCCAGUCUCUGCUAUUGAUGUUCGGUUCCUCAGACUGUGCCUGCUGCCGACGGAACUCCCACCUGCAGGGUGAAGGGUUGCACUUGUCGGCCCAGAGGCGUGACUGCCGCCUUUCCUGCAGCACUAGGUGCCGGAAGAUCGCCCUGUGCGGUGCUCUGGCACUGGCAGCAGGUGAACAAGGGGCUUCCGCAUUCUGGGCCAGAAGGUGGGGAGGCCACAGACAGUGAGAGAGCUGCAUGCCCAGCACGGGGAGAGGAAACGCCUUAGCUGAGCCGGAGGAAGCAGGUGGUCUGAAGCCGGCUUCUCUCUGCUGACCUUGCAGGAGAUGGGCUGCCAAGUGCUGCUGUUACCCUGGACUGGGGGCUGUGUUUGCAUGUGUCUGUCUGCCAGGGUAGGGGGGCUGGGCAGUUACUCUUAGAUCCAAGAGCAAGGAUCAGUUUGAACAGAGCCAGAGCUCAAUCCCCUGGGGUGCCAGGCGGAGUGGGGGCUCCUGCACCAGGCCCAGUGGGGAACCUGUCCGCCGGCACCUGAGAGCAGGUGGUGUGUGCCGUGGUGCUGCCCCCGCCCUGUAGCAUUGAACGCUCAGCUUGCCUUGUGGCGCUGUGAGAACCCCAUCCUCGCCCGUGGCCCAUGAGGUGUAGCCAGGCGACUUAGCUAGAAGCAAACUUCCGGGACUGCUGGAGACCUGUAGGAGCACAGGCCUAGAUCUCUGCCUCAUGCUGGGCACUCAGGUGACUCCACGUGACACUCACCCCUCCACUAUUUCGGAGCUUGAUGAAGCCACAGUCAGUCUCAGCGGAGCCUUUCUCCCAUCCAUGCUGCACCCUUGGUGUAAUGUGUCCUCCCUCCAGUGGAUUCUGGCCAGGCCUGUUCCAGACCUUAGCGUUGGUGUGUCAGACCUGCCAGUUCGUGCUGGGCUCCCCUGAUCCUGUGUGACCCCAGGCUGUUCUGUGACAUGCACCUUUCACCUCCCGCUAGCAGUCCAGUACCUGCUGGAUCAAACGCUUGGGGAGGCAGACAGAGCAGCAGCUGAGCAGGCCCCAUGCUUCAGCCUGCUCCCUUGGCUUUGGGAUGAGAGCUGCACUUAUCAUCUCCCUGGAUCAGGCGCCCUUGGGAGUGACCGCGUAAUGAGCGUCUCUAGCAGGACGGCCAAUAUCCUUGUAAAGGAGCUGCUCCCGAGCGCCCUGGCCUUGUGAUGCAGAGCACCACGAUGUCAGGAGAUUAGCCCGGUCCAGAACUUCUCCCCAGGACCUCAUGCUCCUCAGUCACUGCCUAAACCGCUUGCUGUGUGUUUGUGUGGAGGGAUGUGGUCGUCCACAGUGCCCACUGGCUGCCCCCAGCCCAGCGUUCCUCAGAGCUGGUAUCAGAUCAGUCCCCAGAGCAGGAGUAAAGCUGUUGAAUUGCCAUCCAGAGUCCCCACUGAGCUGGUGCCCCAGGCCAGCUCCUCUUCUCGGUGUAUCAUCUCAGUUGGGCUGAUCUCUGUGUACAUAGUGGUGUUUUAAGUUGCUCUCUUUUAAAGGCAGUUGCUCCUGUCUUUUUAACAAGCUGCUUUCAUUUGAGUUGGUCACUUGGGGCCAGAUUUUAAAGCUAUUUAGGUGCCUAACUCACGUUGAUUUCAAUAGGAGCACAGCAGUGCACAUCUUUAAAUAUCUGGCCCUUAGUGUCCAUCGCCUGCAGCACAGGAGGCCUGGCAUGGACAAAUUGCGCUCCUCCGGCCCUUCAUGCUAGCUCCGUCUGAGGAAAGCUCCUGGCACCCAGGUGAGCCUGGGCAGAGCCCUGUGGCAUGGCACAGAUGGGCAGUAUACUGGUAGUUGGUGUGAUUUGGGGGGAGUGUCCAGAGAGUCUAUAAUGCUACUCGCAGGUUCCUUCUUCAAUAUGGAGAUGCAGCCUGUAGCGACUCCCCGUUGGGGUAUCCAGUGCUCCCUCGGGGCUGCACGUGGCGAGUGGAUGUUGGGGCUUGUGCUCUCUGCAGGUAGCGGCUGAUCUUGGCUCCGGUUUAUGGAGGAUGGGCAUGUCAUGGGCACGUUUCCAGCGCAGCCGUUGGCUGGGUGCUCCAUGCAGUCGUGUACAUCGAAAGGCGCUGUUUGACUCGUGUAUGUGUGAGAGGUGGGGUGUGGUGUAUUGCCUGGAAGUGGGGGUGAUGGUGGCGACUCCCCCUCAGCUCCUGCCCUGAUUAGUAGCUGGCACUUCAGGCCAAGUGCAGGGCGGUGACGGGGUUCUAGCCUCUCGUGGACCUGGCCCCGUUCUCAGGGGCAGCUCUAGGUAUUUUGCCGCCCCAAACACGGCAGGCAGGCAGCCUUCGGCAGCUUGCCUGCGGGAGGUCCCCGGUCCCGCGGAUUCGGUGGCUUGCCUGCGAGAGGUCGGCUGAAGCCGCGGGACCAGCGGACCCUCCGCAGGCAUGCCGCCGAAGGGCCGCUUGCCUGCCGCCCUCGUGGCGACCGGCAGAGCGUCCCCCGCGGCUUGCCGCCCCAGGCACGCACUUGGUUUGCUGGGGCCUGGAGCCGCCCCUGCCUGUUCAUGCCAGCGGUGAAGUCCUGGGGGAGCUGCAGAGGCUGGGGCCGAAGUGAAACAGGUUGCAGGUGCCCUUGGAAGGAGGGCAGAUGCCGGGGCAGUCUGGGGGCCGGGGAAGGCUGGCUGCAUUUUUGGGCUCUGUCUCAGACAGGAUGCGCUCGAGGAAGCAGCCUCUCCCCCCCACGCACCCAUCAGUUGUGUAGGUAGGUUGACUUCCUUGCAGCUGCCGUUUUCUCCCAGACAAGAACUUGGGUGACUCUUAAAACGGCAGUGCAGUGGGACCACUGUUGUUUCUUCAGGGGCAGAGCACUGGGAGGUGGGCGGUGAGGCUGAUGGUGGAACCAGGUUCAGAUCAGCUGUUCAGUGAGAGAUCUCCAUACUAAAUGUAUCAGAAACCCAAGGAGUGACUGCUCUUCGUUACUCGACGAGGGCGUUACCCCAGGGAGCAGGCAGCUAUGGUAGGUGGUUAUACAGGGCAGGCCUGAGUUUUGGCCGGUGGUUUAAUGGGGAACUGAGAAUGCAGGAGCUCCAGAGGUGGUAGAGUUCUAUGUAAAGUGGAGAGACGCUAGCAUUAGUAUCCCAUUUCUACAUCAGAAGGAUGGUGGGAUCAAAGCCCAGGGCACCUGUAGCUCACCCAGAACUGACCUGUUGCAUGUGCCUUAACCUGAGAACUGACAGUCAGGGUCUGCUUUGGGAGUUUGCUUUGACACCGUCCCAGCCAAGCUGUAUUCAGGCUAAAUGCCCAGCCUGGAGGUGGUGGUAGCAGCAGCAAUCUGCUGCCCUCCCAUUUGUCACAUGCAUGGCCCAUGUCACCUCCUAGCUUUCAGCCCAAGAAUGUCGCUGUACUGCACUGAUGGCCAGCAAGCUCCAGCUGGUUCCGAACAUUGCAUGCGCUGUGGCUGGCAAAAGCCGAUCCCAUCCUACAAACUGCAGGAUGACGAUUUUCACUGUCCUACAGCCGUCAAAUCCCUCCUUUAGUGUCAGCCGUGCCUGGUCUGAGACCUGGCACUACUGUCCAGACCCAUGGUGGUAGUGGUGUCUGCCGGACCGAUUCCCUCCCAUGGGCCGGCUCUGACACAACACAACAGAACGUUCUGUGACAUUUUGUUCUGAAGCACUUUAACAUAGUGGGGUGUUUCCAUGGUGGCUAAGCCUCCUGGCAGUUUCUAGAAGCACUGAUUAUAUUUCAAAAGACAGCGAGUGGAUUUCUGGGUUUUGUCCCCCUUUAUGGUGGGACCUUUCUGGCUGAGACGGGAACCCCGCCUGGGAAUUCAAGACAGCAGAGGGGUUUAAUGCAAAAUGAUGCACAACACUAAUGAAGCUGCUACUGACCCGUCUGCCAGGCUAUUACCGUACUUACCACUAUAAAUAAGUGUAACUGUAUGUGUACAAACUCUUUGUAAAUACAGAGAAAGGUCAUGUGAUGCAAUGUACAUGCUAUUCAAUUGGAUUCCUCUGCUGUAUUGUACAGCAUAACAAUGAAAAUGCCGUCCCUAAUAAAAGAAGUUAAUAAGA